AGAGUCUAAAAGCAGUUGUGGAGAACAUCAUGCUGGUUAAGGAAAAGGUGAAGGAGAAGCUCCGGCUGCUGGGCACCCCUGGGUCCUGGAAUCAUAUCACUGAACAGAGUGGGACUCAUGGCUAUCUGGAACUGAACCACCAGCAGGUGGAGUUCCUGAUCAAGAAGAAGCAUAUCUACAUCCCCAAGAACAGUAGGAUCAACUUCACCUGCAUCAACGCCAGGAACAUAGACUACAUCACGCAGAGCAUCCACGAGGCUGUGAUGCUAACCCAAGACCGAGAUCUUCUGAAAAUGACCCAGUUGGAAUAAAGCUUUUGUC
Nannospalax galili (Upper Galilee mountains blind mole rat) is the source of this 321-nucleotide messenger RNA. Its product is annotated as putative aspartate aminotransferase, cytoplasmic 2. Gene Ontology annotation, biological process: L-aspartate biosynthetic process. The record is from RefSeq and is a predicted model, not a curated record. Bases 30 to 311 code for a protein of 93 amino acids. Gene Ontology annotation, molecular function: L-aspartate:2-oxoglutarate transaminase activity. Gene Ontology annotation, cellular component: cytosol. NCBI's taxonomy places the organism in Eukaryota, Metazoa, Chordata, Mammalia, Rodentia, Spalacidae. The transcript has 2 exons.